GCAGUGAGGCCGCGGCAGACGGUCAGAUCUGCAUACACUACCGCCCGUCCAGCUGGGUGUCCAGCCGGAGGCGCCGAGGGCAGUCAGUCGGGACAGGGCGGACCUGCAGACUGGUGGCAGCGGCGCGCUGCUGCUGGGACGGCCGGCGGUUGCUGCUCUGUGCUGCAGUAAACGGCUGCACUGCAGUACACGGGCACUCUGCACUGCAGUGCACGGUUACUCUGCGCCGGAGUUCACCGUGAGGUGGAGCAAAGAAGUGCCUGAUACGCUCGUCCGGAAGAUUUGGGUAUAGCUAAACUUUAUUUCGCAGGUGUCUCACCAUGCUCAGCGUCCCCCUACUGACGCUGGCCGGACUGGCAGCCCUGGCGGCACCAGUCCUCACCCAGGGAGGUGGCAUCAGCACCGCGAGGGUCGACCUCUACCAGGGGGACCCCCACGUGGUCCACUUGGACAACGUGACGUUCUAUGGCGCGCUGCUGGACAAGCCACACGCCUGGGCGAUGGAGUUCUAUAUGGACUGGUGCGGUCACUGUCAGCGGUUUGCACCCAUCUGGUCCGAGGUGGCACGCCGGGCCAAAGACUGGGGCACCGUGAUCAAAGUGGGCGCCAUCAACUGCGCGCGUCGCCGCAACAGCGCCAUCUGCCGCACGUUCGGCAUCCACGGGGUGCCACAGGUGCGGCUGUUCGGGCCGCGGGUGCGGCGCGGCAUGCCCGGCCUCUCCGGGAUCCAGCACGAUCCAGAUCGGAUGGUGGGGGUCCUGAUCGAGUUCGUCACCACCAUCCAGAGCCGGCAGCAGCCCGAGGGCUGGCCGACCCUGACCGAACACAGAGGCUCGGCGCGACAGCUUCUGCGGAACCCGGAGCCCCUGCAGGCUCUGAUUCUGGAGGAGGUCGGUCGCUCGAUGGGCCGCUCCGUUCAGUUGGACCUCAGCUCGCAGCAGCACCUUGUGCGCGUCUCUCGGACCGCGCACCUACCGGCCGACCUCACCCAAAAACCGAGCUCGCUACCUGCGCUGGUGCUCAUGCGUCCGGACGGCUCCCAGGAGCUGGUGACCGCCAAACCUGGCCAGGACCCCAGGGCCCUGUUCAGCGCUGUGAUCCGUCGGAACAUCGGCCUCAUGGAUAUCCCUUCGACCACUGUCGCUUCGACGGCUGCUCCGGCGCCGACGCCUGCGCCAACUCGCGCUCCGGCAGACAAGGUGUUCAUGGUCGACAUGGAGAACGCGAUCGUCGUGGCGCUGAAGCAGGAGGUCAUUAGCCACAACGUGAUCGAAGGAGAGGCUCUGGAGGCGCUCCGAGGGUUCUUGCGCAUGCUGCUGGACCUGUUCCCGGGCCGGAGUCACCUGAUGAGCUCGCUUCAGCAGGUGCUCGGCUCCAUCACCGGUCCGGAGCGGAUCUCCGGGGAGGCGCUGGAGAGGCUCCUCAAGUCCUCCUCGCCGUGGUGGCCCGGCCUGCCGGAGCUGCAGCCGUACCAGGCGUGUCGCGGCUCGCGGCCCAACUAUCGCGGCUACAGCUGCGGCCUCUGGACGCUAUUCCACUCGCUGACUGUGCAGGAGCUGCGCAAUGUUCCGGAGGGCAGGAAUGCUACAGUGCUGCCCGCUGUCCACGGAUACGUCAAACACUUCUUCAGCUGCAGGCACUGCUCUAGGCAUUUCCAGCAGAUGGCCGCCGAAGACGGUCUGUUCAACGUCUCUUCGACGGAAGACUCACUCCUGUGGCUGUGGCGUGCCCACAACAGAGUGAACGGCCGUAUCGCCGGAGACGUCACGGAAGACCCGCUGCACCCCAAACGCCAGUUCCCCGACAGGAAACUGUGUCCGUACUGCUUCGUCGGAGACCAGUAUGACACGUACGAGGUUAUCGAUUUUCUGCUGCAGUUUUACGCGGCAGAGAAGUUCCACGGUGAAGGGCUGGACCCAAUGCCCGUGGCUAAUCUUCCUCCGCAGACUCAUGCUUCGCACGAUGCAGCCAGCCGAUCGGGGCCACCCAGAGAAACGCAAACCGCCCUGUCAUCGCAGCAGCAGGAGCGAAGAAGCGGCUCUUCCGGAGGUCAGCUCUUCAGCCAGCGUCAGCCCGCAGCAGGCAGAGGUCAGCAGCCUCCGGAGAGACCUGCCGCUCCGGCUCAGUCUGAAGACCAGCGCGGCUCGGAGUCGGUACUCUCCGUGCUGACGAAACAGACACACCACCCAGUGCGUGCCAACCUGCCGCCGCCAGCCGUCCUUCCUCCUCAGCCAGGCCACUCGGAGGUCGUCCCCGGCAUCAUGCGCUUCCCCUCCGAGAUGCUUCACGUGCUCCCGACAGUAGUACGCGCCUCCCCUGCCGAAGAGUCGGAGAUCACUCCUGGUCUGGGCACCAGUCGGAGCCGCACGCAGCGACGCGUCACCUACACUCGGCCGAGGGUGGUGUACUCUCGCCCGAGGGUGGUGUACUCUCGCCCGAGGGUGGUGUAUACUCGGCCGAGGGUCGUGUAUACCAGGCCUCGUGUGGUGUUUGCACGACCUCCAGACACGCUGCCGCAUGUGGCUGGUCCUGCAGGGGUUCCUUACCAUGGCGGCAGGGUACCUGUUCAGGGGACUCAUCGUGCUAUGCACUCAUCGCGCACCUAUUGGACGGGAGAUGGGUAUUGAUCUGAGCGAUGGUGCCUGGUGGAAUCGAGAAUAUUCACGCUGAUAGCGGGGCAAGUACCUACCAUGUCUUUAUACUGUCAAUGAACGUUUAUACUGGUAUGUACAUAGUAAGACAGCUUAACCCGCUCUACUAGCCUAUCAGUGUUUGAUGGAGCCUGUAUCUAGGUAUAGAUGCCUAGAUAAGUCGCCAAUCGAAAGACGAUAUUCCCUGUACCUAGCGCUACGUAUGUAGCGCUAGCUACUGUUAUUUAUGCGGGCAUUUUGAUCAUUUACCUAGUUCGUUCGUUCAUACUGGUGUGUUUUCCUCCUGUCGACAGGGUUUGGAAAUAAAUACCUUAUAUGGUACCUAAAUCUCCUA
Messenger RNA from Amphibalanus amphitrite, 2985 nucleotides. RefSeq names its product sulfhydryl oxidase 1-like. The transcript has 5 exons. Gene Ontology annotation, biological process: protein folding. Gene Ontology annotation, cellular component: Golgi membrane. Gene Ontology annotation, molecular function: protein disulfide isomerase activity; flavin-dependent sulfhydryl oxidase activity. NCBI's taxonomy places the organism in Eukaryota, Metazoa, Arthropoda, Thecostraca, Balanomorpha, Balanidae. The coding region runs from base 321 to 2627 and encodes 768 amino acids. The record is from RefSeq and is a predicted model, not a curated record.